GUUCGCUAUCGCAAAGAGGAUGGCGCCUACGUUCUAAGUCUGAUGUAUGAGAAGGAGCCGCGGCACUACAAAAUUGAGCAACACCUUAACCGACUCUCAAUCGAGGGGGGCCAAUACUUUGAGACUCUCAUUGAGGUAAGUCUUCGGUGUCGACACCGUUCAUACUAUUGA
Hydatigera taeniaeformis is the source of this 171-nucleotide messenger RNA. The record is from the annotation of a GenBank genome assembly. Lineage: Eukaryota; Metazoa; Platyhelminthes; Cestoda; Cyclophyllidea; Taeniidae.